This is a messenger RNA of Cryptomeria japonica (Japanese cedar), 1026 nucleotides long. RefSeq lists its product as uncharacterized. Lineage: Eukaryota; Viridiplantae; Streptophyta; Pinopsida; Cupressales; Cupressaceae. The transcript has 3 exons. The coding region runs from base 1 to 1026 and encodes 341 amino acids. Gene Ontology annotation, molecular function: RNA-DNA hybrid ribonuclease activity; nucleic acid binding. The record is from RefSeq and is a predicted model, not a curated record.
AUGCCCUCGCAAACCUUUGCUGCAAUUGCUGGUAAACUUUGGCCUGGAGCAGACUACCUGUAUGUCGACGCCUUGGGUGCGUCUGGAGGUAUUGCUACCCUAUGGAAUCCUAUGAAAAUAAAAGGCAAGCUAUUUGCUAGCUCUCAAUAUUUCCUAGCAGUUUCUCUCCAUUAUGGUGAUCUCUGCUGGCAGAUGUUCAACAUCUAUGCCCCCAACUCUAGGGCGAGAAGACGAAACCUGUGGGAGGAAAUUUCUAAGAUCACUAUGACUAAUCAGAAGGACAAGAUGAUGCUUGCUGGGGAUUUCAAUGCCCCCCUCUACUCUUCCGAGAAGUGUGGUGGCCUGGAGGAUUUCUCCGACAGCAUGAGCGACCUUGCCACCUUCAUCAAUGCUUCAAACCUAGUGGAUAUUGACCUUCAAGAGGAAAAGAAACGUCUGGCUCUGGUCAAUUGGGAUACUAUGUGUCUUCGCAAAUCUCUGGGAGGUUUGGGAAUACAAAAGAUUAAUGCGCUCAAUAAGGCACUAAUUGCCAAGGUGGGAUGGACCCUGGCUAAAGGUGAGGCGGACUGCAACAGUCAGGUUGGUGGUGGAGUCAUCAGGGAUCAACUAGGGGACAUGAUUGCUGCCUAUGCUGGCAACCUCAGUGAAAGCUCGGUCACCCAAGUUGAGGGAAUGGCCCUCCUCUGGGGGUUGAAAAUGGCUAACAACAUAGGAAUAAAGCAUCUGGAAAUUGAAGGAGAUUCUAAAGUGAUUAUCGACUCUAUCAAAGGGAAGGCUUCAGCUGGGUGGAAAGUGGAACCCAUUCUGAGGGAUAUCAGGCAGUUGCUGGUCAAACUGGAGGACUUCACCAUAGACCACAUCUUCAGAGAAGGAAAUAGAGCAGCGGACUCCAUGGCAGCUAAAGGAAGGCUGCAGAUGGGCUUACGAUACUGGAGGAACCCCAAUACGCUGCCAAUCACUGUUAAGGAAAUCCCGGAUAAGGAAAAAGCCUUAUGCCAGGAAAGGACUAACCCUCCUGCCCAAUGA